Messenger RNA from Trichomonas vaginalis G3, 1806 nucleotides. RefSeq lists its product as uncharacterized. The transcript has a single exon. NCBI's taxonomy places the organism in Eukaryota, Parabasalia, Trichomonadida, Trichomonadidae. The record is from RefSeq and is a predicted model, not a curated record. The coding region runs from base 1 to 1806 and encodes 601 amino acids.
AUGAAUGAGCAAAAUGAUCUGAUUGAAAAACUAAACAAACUUCAAAUCGCAAUACAGAGGGCAUGUCCAAAAGUAGAAAAGAAGUCAAAUGAAGAGCAUCUAGAAAAGAAGAAACAAAAUAAGUCGGCAGCUAGUCAAAAAAGAACAAAAUUAUCUGAAAAUGAGCAAAACCGUAUCGAAAAACAAUUUGUAAACUAUUUAAUGGAGCAAAAACUCAAUGAUACCAUUAAAAAAAUUAUGUUAACGAAAAAUAUGCAAAUUUGGAGAAAGAAACUCGGUCGAAAAGUACUUCUUAGAGGUAUUGGUAAUCAAAAUACAUCACAAAGAAAGCCUAAAGGCAAACAGAAAGGAACAUCUAAGAAAUCACAAACAGAACCGAUAGAGGAGCCAAAAUCACAAGAAAUGACUCAACAAUCUUACAAUCCGACUGAAGAAGAGGAGAAUACAGAAGAGAUUUUAGAAUUUGCUAACAAAAUAAUUGAAGAAAAGAAGAAACAAAUGAAAAACUUUGAUGACGGAAUAUAUUCACCACAUAUUUACGAAAACCAAAACGAUGUGCCAAGUUCACAGCCGGAACUCAGUGAAACAACUGCUCUUUUAUCUGAUGAACAACACAUUAUUAAAAAUCCUUUCAUUGUUUCGAAAACUCUUGAUUUCUCAGAUUCAGAUGAUGAAUUUUUACACUCAAAUGGCAAUAACAAUAAGCGCGUUCCUACUCCGAUCGAAGAUGUUUCUCCAAUUGAUCCAAAAUCCGAAACAUUGAAUUCAGAACAAGAUUUUCAAAGAAAAACUAAACCAGUAGACCUUGAAAAGACAACAGACAGAGUAUUAAUCAACAAAGAAAUUCUUAAUGAUAAAAGUAGCUCAUCAUCAAGAUCGGUUUCUAGUUCAGUUAUCUUUGAAACACAAAGUGGAAAGAAGAAACCGAAAUUCUCAUUCAAAAAUGAUGAUUUGUUUGCAAUCUCUCCUUCAGAGUCAUCAUCAAUCAAGCAGCCUUCUUCAAGUGUUAGUUCCACUAAAGUUCCUUCUUUUCCACCUGACCAAAACUCAACAAACUCACUCAUUAAAAGAGUUAAUAAUGCAAUCAAUUUAUCAUCUUCUGGAACAGAUAAAUUCGAUAGCCUUGUUGAAAAAGCACAAAAACUCUUAAUGGAAUCAUCUCAGAAUAUCGAAGAAGAAGAUGAUGAAAGACCAGAAGAAAGAAUACCUCUUGAAAAAGUUGAAUUACCUCCAGUUGAAAUUGAAAAUGAAAAAAUUCCAAAAGAAAAUUCUGAAAUUGCCUCAGUAAAUAGCACUCCUAUUAAUUCUGCUCAGUCCACUCCUUCUAAAGAAAGUUCAUUGAAUUCUCCUCAGCCGAUUUCUCCUGAAAGUUCUAAAAACAAUGAUUCUGUUACUGAUAAGAAUUCUGGAACAGAAAGUACCGAAUUAAAGAACAAUUCAAACUCAAUGAUGGAUUCAAUAAACACUCCAAGCGAAGAUGAAGACAUUGCUGAGUUUGAACGUCGUAUUUCUGCUUUAACUUCAUCAUCAAGAGCAGCAAUCAUCCUUGACGAUGAUGGUGAAGUUAUUGACGUUGAUAAUUAUUUGAAGACAAUUGGAUAUCAGUUGAACAAACCUCAGGAUAUUACUAAAAUUGAACCAGAUGCUGUUAUUGAAGAUGAUGACGAUGAUGAAGAAAAGAUUGACAGAGAAUUAGCUGCUUUGCAGAAGAGUCUGAGAAAAGCAAUUGAUUCUACAUCACAUGCUGAUGAUCAUGAUGAUGAUAUUGAAGAUUUCGAGUAUAGAAUUUCAAAAUUAAUGUUGUAA